This is a messenger RNA of Coregonus clupeaformis (lake whitefish), 4655 nucleotides long. Its product is annotated as R3H domain-containing protein 2. Gene Ontology annotation, molecular function: nucleic acid binding. The transcript has 24 exons. The record is from RefSeq and is a predicted model, not a curated record. Lineage: Eukaryota; Metazoa; Chordata; Actinopteri; Salmoniformes; Salmonidae. Bases 216 to 3518 code for a protein of 1100 amino acids.
CCCCCCUCCUCCCACUCCUUCCCCGUGUCAGCUGUUUCUCCCCACAGCUACCUCCUCCCUGUACAGAACUUGCUAUGGAAUGCCCUCACCCAGCAGACGGGCACAGUCCUCUUUAGGACCCUCUCCUGGGUACCCACUCCAUAAGGAAUCAGCACAGCUGAUCACAGAAUCAGUAGUCUCUGGAUCCUCCUACCCCUCCACCCUUUCCUGAGAAGAUGUCUGUGAGCCUGGCUGGGGAGGAUAUCCAGAUGGAGGGUGAGAGUGGAAGUAGUGGAGUGCUCAAUGAGAUCAAUGAUGACUCCAGCAACAGAGGGAAGCUCUCCCCAUCCCCUGAGCCCUGCCAGGGGAAAGAGGGCAAUGGGGGCACUGGGGAGGGCAUGGAGGCAGAGGAGAGUGCCACACAUGACUCACAGAGAAGGGCUCAGAACCACGGCCAUGGGAGGAAAAGGGCCAGGUCCAAUGCCAAGCUGAAGCUGGUGAGGAGCCUGGCGGUGUGUGAGGAGUCAUCAGGUCCGUUCUGUACCGACGGACCUCCAGACCAGGACAUCAUCCAGCUACACAUCAGCUGCCCAUCAGACAAGGAGGAGGAGAAGUCCUGUAAGGAUGAGAAUGAGGAAAUGAACAUGGACAAGACUCCACGCAAGAUGCUUUCACGAGACUCCAGCCAGGAGUACACAGACUCCACCGGUAUCGACGUGCACGAGUUCCUGGUCAACACACUGAAAAACAACCCCAGAGAUCGAAUGAUGCUGCUGAAACUAGAACAAGAUAUCCUGGAGUUUAUUAAUGACGACAAUAACCAGUACAAGAAGUUCCCCCAGAUGACAUCGUACCACCGCAUGCUGCUGCACCGUGUAGCUGCCUACUUUGGCAUGGACCACAACGUAGACCAGACUGGCAAGGCAGUCAUCAUCAACAAGACUGGCAACACACGCAUCCCAGAUCAGAGGUUCUCAGAGCACAUCAAGGAUGAAAGGAACUUGGACUUCCAGAAGAAGUUUAUCCUCAAGAGAGACGAUGUUAGUAUGGACAAGGACGAUAAUCAGAUCCGUGUGCCGCUGCAGGACGGGCGGCGCAGCAAAUCAAUAGAGGAGAGGGAGGAGGAGUAUCAGAGGGUACGAGACCGGAUCUUCGCCCGAGAAUCCUCUCAAAAUGGAUACAUCAACGACAACAGACUUUCCACUGAAGGCUACUCCUCUAGCUCUCAAAAGAGGAGGCAGAUUUUUAGGGGUAACCGUGAGAGCUCCAGCCGUGCUUCCAGCAGCCGCCAGAGCAGUACGGACAGUGAUAUGAAGUGCCCGGAGCCGAGGCCCUGGAGUAGCACAGACUCGGACAGCUCCAAUAGGACCCUCCGGCCCCCGGUCACAAAGGCAUCCAGCUUCUCUGGCAUCUCCAUUCUGACCAGAGGAGAUAGUCUGGGGAGUAACAAGAGCUCACAGGGCUCCUGCAGGGGCUCACGCACUGGUCUGCCCCUGGUGAGUCCAGACGGGUGUCCUCAGCCCCCAGCUCCCCAGCCUGGCCCCUGCCCUGGGGGUCGCAGUCUGUUACCCUGCCCCUCCCAACAGCCCCAGGUCCAGACCCAGCCUCCCCAGACCGCCCUGCUGCCCACUCCACAGCAACACCCCAUGGGCAACCACAACCAUAAUCACAACCACAUGAUGGCUCAGCCGGUGGGGUCUCUGCAGCCAUCUCAGCCUGUGUCCUACUCCUCCUCCUGUCCCCAGGUUCUGCUGCCUGUCUCUCCUCCCCAGCAGUACAUGGGUGAGGAGCUGGCUCCCCAGUUCAGCCAGAUGACUCUGAGUAGACAGGGUUCCAGCGAGGCCCCGGAGCCCCCCACCAUGUACCAGACCCAGGGGCCCACUGUCCUCACCCAGCACCCCCCACCCCAGACUGGCUACAUCAUGGCCACCACAGGCCAGCCCCUGGCCCCUCUGUCUGGCUACCAGCCUAACUCUGGACACCCCCACCCCCCUCCUCUUCCACCCCCUCCCUCCCAGACCGUCAUGCAGCCCCCUCCACCGCCACAGGGAUACAUGCAGCCGCCUCCCCCGCAACAGAUCCAUGUGUCGUAUUACCCCCCUGGGCAGUACCCCAGCACGGGGCAGCAGUACCAGCCUGGACCCAUGUCUCACCAGGUGUCCUACCCUGCCCAGCACCCAGCUCAUACCCAGCACUCCCAGCCCAUGCCCCAGCCCACACAGCAGUCUGCAGCUCUCCAGACCAUGAUGCCCAGCCAGCAGCCCCAGUACCAGGGGAUGAUAGGAGUACCCCAGCAGCCCCAGAACCAGGCCCUCCUCACCUCCCAGAGGCAGAGCAUACAAGGACAGGUCACAGGGAUGAUGGUCCAGUACCCACAGAUGCCCUCAUAUCAGGUGCCGGUGGCCAAUGAGUCUCAGCAGGUGGUACAGCAGCAGUACCAGCAGCAAGUCAUGGUGCCAGUCAGCCAGUCUCUCCAGACUGUCCAGGGGGUACAGGGACCCAUGCCAGGCCAAGGCAUGCCCAUAUACUACAGCGUCAUCACCCCCACACAACAGAACAGCACAAGUCCAUCAGUGGGGUACCUGCAGCCCAGCUCCGAGCAGUACCAGAUGAGCCAGUCUCCGUCCCCCUGCAACCCUCAGCAGAUGCCGCAGCAAUAUUCAGGAGUGCCGCCCCCAGGCCCCGGAGUGAUGGUCAUGCAGCUUAGCGUCCCCAACGGACCGCAGCCUACCCAGAACCCUCCUCUGGUACAGUGGAACCCCUGCAAAUACUACAGCCUAGAGCAGAGGCCCAGCAAGCCUGGAGAACUCUACAAACCAGACAACACACAACAGGCCAGUACCCAGAUGAGCAGUCCCCUGGCCUCCCCCACCCAGUCCCCCACUCUCUCCCCCUCAGGCAGCGUGAGCAGCGUCUGUCCUGGCCUCGGCCCCCUGCCCCUACUGUCACAGUUCCCUCGGCCCGGACCAGGGCCUGCGCAAGGUGACGGGCGCUACUCUCUUUUGGGUCAGCCUCUCCAGUACAGCCUCUGUCCCCCUCUCAUGCACAGCCAGACAAACUACAGCUCACAUCAGAGCCAAGUAGGAAUGAAGCAUGGUGCGAGAGGGAAGAGGCAGACACUGAAGUCUCAAUCUACAGAUCUGGGCGCCACUGACGUAGUGGUGAGUCGGGUGCUGGAGGUGACCGAUCUCCCAGAGGGCAUUAGUCGUCCAGAGGCUGAGAAGCUCUUCAACCAGCUUUCCAUGUGUGGUGCCAAAAUCCAGUGGCUCAAGGACCCAGUGGCGGGGGGCCGUGGAGGCUAUGGUGGCCCAGGAGUGCAUCACGGUCCUGGGUAUGGUCCUGGGGCUGGAGGGGGGAAAGGUGACUGCCCCGGCAGUGACCCAGCUCACCUCUACACAGUGGUGGCUGUGUUCCCCUCCACCAUGGCUGCACAGAGUGCUUCCUUUAAACUCAACAACAGUGGGGUCAGCCUCUUCAAACUGAGGGCUGCCAAAAAGAACUAUGACCUGAGAGUCCUGGAGAGGGCCAGCUCCCAGUGAAGAGAAAGAGAGGGGGGACGAAGAAAGAAAGACUUUUGGAAAGGAGGAGUGGAAAGGAGUUGGACUGAGGGGAAAAGAUGGAUAAGACGUCAUACAUUAAAGGGAAGGGGUGAACACCGAACACAAAUGGAGAGGAUGGUGUUUGCAAAAUAUACAAUUAUUGUUUUUGAUUGUUUUAUUUUAUAUUAUUGAUACCUUAAGAGCACAUAAGAUACGUGAGCAUGUGGAUCACUGUUGCCAUGUAUGAGUGCCAUCACACACACACACACACACACACAAACACACACAUUCUUAUGUACAGACGGGCAACAGGAUCACGUAGCACACACCUGAACACACUGGACAGUUCAACCUCAGUCCAUCCUUCCCCUCCCUCCCCCUGCUCUCCUCCAGCCUUCCUCCUUUUUCUUUCUAUUACCCUCUCUUACACUCCCGCCGCGUGUCUCAUGCUCUCUUCUUCUCUGCAUAACCCCACUCAAUCCUCUCUCCUCUUGCUUUCUGUUUGCCUUAUACUGCUGUUGUGGGUUUCUGUAUUGCGCUGUUUUUCUCAGAAGAGUAUUGUUCUUUUUCGGUUCGAUAUAUUUAUAUAUUGAUGUAAGGAAUAAAUCUAUAUAUUCAGUGAUUUUUUUCAGUGGAUAAGUUUAGGAACCCCUUUAUGAUACCCUCUCUUUCCCCUACCUCACGCCUCCAACUUACCCCUUCCUACCCUACCCCUCUUACCCCGUUCUAUCCUACUCCACUACCAUAUCCUCUAUCCUUACUCUCCCAACUUACCCCAUUGUCCAAAUGUACCCUGUGCUUCCCCAACCCACUACCCUGUUACUUCUUACCCAUUCUCCCCCACCCCACUAUCCCAAAUUACCCCUUUCUCCCCUACCUUACGACCUAAAUUUACCCCAUGUUCGCCCACCCCAAUACCCAAACUACCUCGUUCUCCGCCACCCCUCUGAACCCGAUAUACCCCACUACCCCCCAACUUACCUCUAACCCACUCUGUCAUCCUCAUUGUGCUUGCGUUUUUCGUUGACAGCUGUGCAGAACGUAUCAGAAUAAAUAGUUAAAAGUGCACAAUGAUUGCAUAAUGUCUGCUGUAAAUUUUAUUUAAUCUGUUAUUUUUUGUUUGUUUUUAAAAAUAUA